AUGCGUCUCGCCACACCACACCACAAGUUCCAUCCACUUUCGAUUCGCACGUGUUCUCACCGUUUGCAUACAAAGCCACCUGCUUGUCUAUCGCGAUGCAAGGAUGAACAAUGGACCCACAGGGCUUUCCUUACUUCGACUGCAGGCUUCGAUAUCUGUAGGCGAAAUCUACUGAGGCCAACGUCGUCGACCAAUAAACGACAGCGGAUCUGGGCACCUAUAGGGACUGAAGUACAGUUACACGGAACUUCUUACCCCACAUGCCUGCUACUCUUCAGACCUUCAGGAGAACGAGGACGAUCUAUCACAAGGAUACAGAUAUUAUUUUUUUUUUUUUUUCUCUCUCUCUCUCUCUCUCUCUCUCUCUCUCUCUCUCUCUCUCUCUCUCUCCCUUUAUUGGCGAAGGUGACCCCCUCUCCUUCCUUCCCCCCUCUCUCCUUCCCCCCCUCUCUCCUUCCCUCCCCUCUCUCUCUCUCCUCCUUCUCCCCCUCUCUCUCCUCCUUCCCCCUCUCUCUCCUCCUUCCCCCCCUCUCUCUCCUCCUUCCCCCUCUCUCUCUCUCCUUCUCCCCCCUCUCUCUCUCUCCUUUUCCCCCCCUCUCUCUCUCUCCUUUUCCCCCCCCUCUCUCUCCUUUUCCCCCCUCUCUCUCUCUCCUUUUCCCCCCUCUCUCUCUCUCUCCUUAUCCUUUCUUCUUCUUUCUUCUCUUUAAUCAGAAAGAAAGAAAGAAUCAAAUUAAUUAUCCUUUUUUUAUUCUUUCUUUUUCUUAUUCUCUUCUCGCUUCUUCUUAUUCUUCUCUUCAUUAUCAUCAUCAUCAUCAUCAUCAUCCUCAACCAUCUUAUUUUAAUUAUCGUUCAGCGAUAGAAGCUCGGAUGGGCCUUCUCAAAAGAUCAUCUCCCGAAGUACAAAAGCGAAAAGCAAGGUACAGGACGACGUUUACUCCAUUUCAAUUGGACGAGAUGGAAAAGGCCUUUCAAAGGGCUCCUUAUCCCGAUGUCUUUGCCAGAGAAGAACUAGCCAUUCGUAUUGGCUUAAGUGAAUCACGUGUUCAGGUCUGGUUCCAAAACAGACGAGCUAAAUGGCGGAAGAGGGAGACACCAAGAAAAAAUAUUCUCUAUCCAACAGUUCCCGUCCAGAAUAUCCCCCACUCAGCGAUGCACCCAGGGGCGGCACCAACCAUAUCCGUCGCGACGAUUGAUCGAUGGUCAGCGAAUGGAUUCUAUGGCGACGGUUCCUUAAUGACAAACACCGAAUCACUACAAACGACAUCAGGACUUCCGUUCGCCAUUACUCGGAACAAUGGCGACCCAGUAAACACCAGAUCAGACUGUAACAGCUCAAGCAAAGGGACCAUAAACGUAAGCGCAGGUAACACUGGUAAUGUUCCGGGCGGUAAUAGCAUCAAAGGUUCGAUUCUAACCAGUGGUAAUACUGCGCCUCCACUACAACCCCAUCCACAUCACCAUCCACAUCACCAUCCGGUAAUGUUUUCCGGCAUACCUUGCACAAAUGCGUACCAGACAGCGGCCCCAACUGCUAGUCCUAACUACGCUGCUAUUAUGCCUCAAACGUACCCAUUUUUCUCUCCUUCCUAUGCAGCACCGUUCAUUGGCGGUCUUCCUGUGACAUUUGAUCCUGCAUCAGUGGCACUUGGAGGUCGGCCUUACAUAAUGGCUGCUCGCGGGUUAGUGAAUGUGCCUAGUUUUAGUGCUGGACUUCCAGAUGAGAGACUUUUGACUGAAAGAAGCAGAAAUCAUGAUCAAAAUACUGUCAGUGCCUAG
Molecule: messenger RNA, 1776 nt
Organism: Acanthosepion pharaonis
Lineage: Eukaryota; Metazoa; Mollusca; Cephalopoda; Sepiida; Sepiidae
Source: the annotation of a GenBank genome assembly